Molecule: messenger RNA, 1623 nt
Organism: Galdieria sulphuraria
Lineage: Eukaryota; Rhodophyta; Bangiophyceae; Galdieriales; Galdieriaceae
Product: geranylgeranyl reductase
Exons: 2
Coding region: 157-1593 (478 amino acids)
Biological process (GO): chlorophyll biosynthetic process; photosynthesis
Molecular function (GO): FAD binding; oxidoreductase activity, acting on the CH-CH group of donors, NAD or NADP as acceptor
Source: RefSeq, a predicted model, not a curated record
UAUGAAAAUACUAGUGUGAGUUUCAGUAUGUGUAUCUUCCUUUUGGUUAUCACAAAAGGACGACUACAACUCCAUCCCAAAACUCCCUUUUGGUGAAUACAUUUGGAUAUUUUUAUCACAUUGAGAGUUGAGGUUUUUGGAGAUCUGAGAGUGAAUAUGUUGCAGCAUUUGUCUAUCAUAGCAAAUAGUGGCUUUGUUUCGCCUAUAUCCUUUGGUAGUAUAGAGCAUAGUACUCUACAAACAGGUCCCUUGAAGCGGUUGUGCAAAAACCUUGGUUGUUGUCAGUUUGUUCCGAAACGGACAUCGUGUCCUUCCUUGUCAAGGACUCGUGUUCCAAAUUGUAAAUACUUCAAGACUUUGUUGGAAGCCAAACUCCGUGUAGCAGUAGUGGGUGGUGGUCCCGGCGGAUCUUCAGCUGCAGAGUCACUUGCAAGAGCUGGAAUAGAAACAUUUAUAUUCGAAAGGAAGUUUGAUAAUGCCAAACCUUGUGGUGGUGCCAUACCUUUGUGUAUGAUUGAAGAGUUUAGUUUGCCUUUGGAUAUCGUUGACAGAAAAGUACGUCGUAUGAAAAUGAUAUCUCCAUCCAAUAGAGAAGUGGAUAUUGGGAAGACUUUGAAACCACAUGAAUACAUUGGAAUGACCAGAAGAGAAGUUUUGGACAGUUUUCUUCGAGAAAGAGCUAUCCAACUUGGAGCACAACCCAUUCAUGGUUUGGUUACAGAUAUUAUAUUACCUAAAACAGAUCGAGAACCUUAUAUCAUAUGUUAUAGUGACUUUUCUGAAAAAGGAAAUGGAAUAGGAAAGCCUAAUACAUUACAAGUAGAUAUGAUUAUUGGAGCCGAUGGUGCCAACUCACGAGUUGCAAAAGUAAUCGAUGCUGGCGAUUAUAAUUAUGCAAUUGCAUUUCAAGAAAGAAUACGAUUGCCUCCAGAGAAGAUGGCUUAUUAUGAGGAACUUGCAGAGAUGUAUGUUGGAGAUGAUGUUUCACCCGACUUUUAUGCUUGGGUUUUUCCCAAAUAUGAUCAUGUUGGAGUAGGAACCGGAACAGUUCUUGAUCGACCAUCUAUUAAAAAGUAUCAAGCUGCUAUACGUAGAAGAGCAGCAUCGAAACUCAAUGGCGGUCAUAUCAUUAAAGUGGAAGCACAUCCUAUUCCUGAACAUCCUCGACCACGAAGAGUAGUUGGAAGAGUUGCCCUAGUUGGUGAUGCUGCAGGUUAUGUAACGAAAUGUUCCGGUGAAGGUAUUUAUUUUGCUGCCAAAUCCGGACGUAUGUGUGCAGAGGCAAUAGCAGAAAUUUCUCAACAAGGAGAACGAAUUCCUUCCGAAUCAGAACUGAAGAAGACUUAUCUGAAGAGAUGGGAUCAAAAAUAUUGGUCAACUUAUAAAGUAUUGGAUGUAUUGCAAGCAGUCUUUUAUCGCAAUAAUAUUGCUCGGGAAGCAUUUGUGGAACUUUGUGAAGAUGAAUAUGUGCAGCAGAUGACUUUUGAUUCUUAUCUUUAUAAGACCGUUGCCAAAGGAAAUCCUCUUCAAGACGUAAGACUAUUGUUUCAUACUUUGGGAGCCUUUGCUCGAGCACCAGCUUUGGCACCUUGAAACAAACAAAAUAAAAAUGUGGUUUGUCUG